AGUCAAAUCUGUCGCUAACCUUUAGUUAUGCUGAACCAGAGCAUGUUGUCAUUUUUCAGCUUGAGCUUGGAUGAGAGGAAUACUCAGUAGUACCACCAGAGCUUAGAAGGCAGCACCAAAUAUAUACUGUAAUCUAGGGGCAGACGCCAGCUGAAACUUUUAUAAAACUAAAAGAAAGAAGAAACAAAGAACCAAGUCCAAAAAAAGCAAGGACGUGGACAAGACCAAAGUAUGGAGUCAGUGCCUGAGAUGAAAAGGACUAGGUUCCACAGAAUGAACUUUGAAGCAGAGAUUCUGACAGCUCCAUGCAACAAUUCAGAGCUAUACAUGAUCCCUACCAUGAGAAGCCUCACAGCAGAAGAAUAUGUACAGGCCUUUAAGUCAUUCUUGGAUCACUCGACUGAACAUCAAUGUAUGGAACAGUUCAUUAAUAAAGAAAUGCCCAAAAUACUAGCCAGUCUUGGAAAUGGAAAAUCCACUAUAAAUGUUCUGGGAGUUGGAAGUGGCACAGGUGAACAGGACUUGAAAAUGAUCAAGAUAAUGCAGGCACAGCACCCAGGAGUCUUGAUUAAUAAUGAAGUCAUAGAACCGAAUCCACAGCAUGCUGCAUCAUACAAAGCAUUAAUUAAUAAAUCUACUGAUCUUCAGAAUGUCUCAUUUAUUUGGCACCAGAUAACUUCCACUGAGUAUGAACAGCAAGUGAAAGAGAAAAAUGCACCAAAGAAAUUUGACUUCAUACAUAUGAUUCAGAUGCUUUACCGUGUGGAUGAUAUUACAAAUACCAUCAAGUUUUUCCACAGCUGCCUGGACCAAAAUGGCAAACUUCUGAUCAUAAUUUUAUCAGGUAGCAGUGGAUGGGCCAGCAUAUGGAAGAAAUACAGGCACUGCUUGCCCUUAACUGACAGUGGCCACUACAUCACAUCUGAUGACAUCAAAGAUAUUUUGGAUGGAAUGGAAGUUGAAUACCAAGUGUACGAUUUCCCAUCUGGCUGGGAUAUCACCAAAUGUUUUAUUGAAGGUGAUAUGACUGGGGGUCACAUGAUGGAUUUCCUAACAGGGACUAAAAACUUCAUGGGCACUGCACCUCUUGAUCUUAAGAAGCGCCUCCAAGAGGCUCUGUGCCAGCCAGAAUGUAGCCACAAAAAAGAUGGAAGCAUCAUUUUCAGUAAUGAUUUGAGUAUGAUUGUAGUCAAAUCCUAACACCCAGGAGUAGAUGCUGACAUUAUUUUCAUCAGACAAGCUGCACAGGGGUAAGUGCCAGGCUCCCCAAGAGAAGAAUCUUAAAAAUCUUUUUUGUAUAGCUGGGAGGGAGAUUGUUGCAGCUUUAUGAGGAGUGAUAGGACAAAGAGGGCUUAGCAUGAAACCUCUUAUCUAUAGUCAGAAUGUCAACACCAAGUGUGAAAUCUUGCCCCAAAUGAAGUCAGCAGGGGCUUUGCCAUUGACUUCAAUGGGCCAGGAUUUCACCCAACAUAUUUAGUCUAGUCUGGACCUUGCAUAACGUAUUUUAGGAAUGGAAUCCUACGUUUCUGCACAGGAUUCCUCCACAAACAAGUAUGAUAGCAGAUGUUAUAUAUGAACAACUCUAGAAACUUGAAAAAAGGAGAAAAAAUGUACCAAAAUUCUGUAGAGUUUUUAUUAUGCUUGUAUUGUGUGUACAAUGUAGGGUGCUACGUGUUUUCUGUGUACAGUACCUUUACAUUUGUAAGAAUUCAGUAACCAUGUUGUUUUCAGAAUUGCUAUAACCUGUACCUGAAGAAAUAUGUAUACUGUGCUCUUUGAUACAAAAGUCUGUGUUUUGUUCUUUAUAUAGACAUAAUAUGAAUUCUGGUUAUAGAGAUGGGACUGCAAACUAACAAUGAGCUUAAAAAAAUUCCAGAAAAAAGUAUAAUGUUUCUCUGUUUUAACAAGAAAAGUAAAAAAGUAAAAUGGUUACUUCUGGAAAGUUUGUUUUGUUUUGUU
Alligator mississippiensis (American alligator) is the source of this 1959-nucleotide messenger RNA. RefSeq names its product carnosine N-methyltransferase 2. The coding region runs from base 232 to 1200 and encodes 322 amino acids. The record is from RefSeq and is a predicted model, not a curated record. NCBI's taxonomy places the organism in Eukaryota, Metazoa, Chordata, Crocodylia, Alligatoridae. The transcript has 8 exons. Gene Ontology annotation, molecular function: N-methyltransferase activity.